GACACCACGCUUUGCAUGUGUCUGGGGAGCCUUUUGGAGCUGGGCAGUAGUACACAACCAGAAGGAAGGACGGGCGUGGCUCCUGGGAGUGACCGCCUGCUGGAAGAGGCUUUCGGUGUUUGCAAGAGCAGGCCCUUGGACUUGGUGUUUAUCAUCGACAGUUCGCGCAGUGUACGGCCCUUGGAGUUCACCAAAGUGAAAACCUUUGUCUCUCGGAUAAUCGACACUUUGGACAUUGGCGCGGCGGGCACGCGGGUGGCAGUGGUGAACUAUGCCAGCACCGUGAAGAUCGAGUUCCAUCUCCAGACCCACUCGGAGAAGCAGUCUCUGAAAAAGGCCGUGGGGCGAAUCACACCCUUGUCCACAGGCACCAUGUCUGGCCUGGCCAUCCAAACAGCGAUGGAGGAAGUGUUCACAGUGGAGGCCGGAGCUCGCGGGUCCAGCUCCAACAUCCCUAAGGUGGCCAUCAUCGUGACAGAUGGACGGCCCCAGGACCAGGUGAAUGAGGUGGCAGCUCGGGCCCGGGCGUCUGGUAUUGAGCUCUACGCUGUGGGUGUGGACCGGGCGGACAAGGAGUCCCUCAAGAUGAUUGCCAGCAAACCCCUGGACGAGCACGUGUUCUACGUGGAGACCUACGGGGUCAUUGAGAAACUUUCCUCUAGGUUCCAGGAAACCUUUUGCGCUGUGGACCCGUGCAUGCUUGGCACACACCGGUGCCAGCAUGUGUGUGUUAGUGACGGGGAUGGCAAGCACCACUGUGAGUGCAGCCAAGGAUAUUCCUUGAACGCCGAUAAGAAGACUUGCUCAGCAAUCGAUAAGUGUGCUCUUAACACUCAUGGAUGUGAACAUAAAUGUGUGAAGGACAGAACUGGCUCUUAUCAUUGUGAAUGCUAUGAAGGUUACACCUUGAAUGAAGACAGGAAAACGUGUUCAGCUCAGAAUCAAUGUGUUUCUGGCACACAUGGUUGUCAGCACGUUUGUGUGAAUGACAGAGCUGGGUCCCAUCACUGUGAAUGCUAUGAGGGCUACACUCUGAAUGAAGAUAACAAAACUUGCUCAGUUCGCGACCAGUGUGCCCUGGGCUCUCACGGUUGCCAGCACAUUUGUGUGAGCGAUGGGCCUGCAUCCUACCACUGUGACUGUUACACCGGCUUCACCUUGAAUCAAGACAGGAAGACAUGCUCAGUCAUUGAAGAAGCACGAAGACUCAUCUCCACAGAAGAUGCUUGUGGAUGCAAAGCCACGCUGGCAUUCCAGGAUAAGGUCAGCUUGUAUCUGCAGAGGCUGAACACCAAAAUCGAUGACAUUUUGGAGAAGUUGCAAGCAAAUGAAUAUGGACAAAUACAUCGUUAAAUUGCUCAAAAUUUUCACCCGCAAAUAUGGAGAACUUAAUAUAUUUAAUACUUUUGCAAUGUUCCUGAUAAUAAUUUGCCAUUACAAAUGCUUGAAUAUUACUGGAUAAGUAGUUUGAGGAUCUUCUGGAGAAUCAGUGUCAUUUUUUCUAAGGAAAUAAAUGUCCAGAUCCUUAGUAAAAGCAAACUUUAGUGUCUCUAAGCUAUGACUGUGAAAUGGUUGGUAGUCAAUAGAAUGAAAGUUCAAUAUUCUUUUAUUUACUAAUUGAGCCAUUUAAUUUUUAAAUGUUUAUAUUAGUAAGAUAACCACACUUAAGUGGGAACAUUUGAUCUAUUUUCUCUUGAUAGUAUUUAUAGUAUAAACCAGUUUUAUUACUGAGAGUGUAAAUUGUACAAAGUAUUUACACUUUUAAUUAAGGAAUUUAAUUAAAAGUUCCUUUAAUUAAAUUGAGGUGAAUAGAAUUUAGAACUGUUUCUUUAAUACUUUUCAUUUUUUGCUCAUUUUUGCUAAUUAUUGAAGUUGUGAUCAGGGGAUUAUAAAACAUAUAACUAAAACUAGUUAACAAAGAUCAAGUGAACAUUACAUGCCAUUUUUCAUUCAUUCUGAUGUUAGAAAGGAACAAAUGACUAAAAACUUUAGUUGUGAAUUAAGAGUGUUAUAAAUCCUAAAUUUACUUUAUCGUUUUACUUUAGGAUCUAAUCAACAAAAUUUAUAUUUAUAAAUAAUAAAUGUAUUUCAUAAUAAAAUAUAACAAGAAAACCUAAUGUCGUCUUUUUAAAUGUUAGUGAUAAGCCUAACAACUUCUUUUCACUUAUAUAUUUGAUGCAUAUAAUUUUUUUCAGCUUUAAAGCUUAUAACUUUUAGAAGAAAACAGUCCUUUAAAUUGUGUACUACUCAAUUCUCUUUUUGGUUUGUAUUGUCUUUAGUAUAAUAAAAAACUUAAUAUCUA
This is a messenger RNA of Pteropus alecto (black flying fox), 2302 nucleotides long. It is a transcript of the gene MATN3, whose product is annotated as matrilin 3. Bases 16 to 1353 code for a protein of 445 amino acids. The record is from RefSeq and is a predicted model, not a curated record. Gene Ontology annotation, molecular function: calcium ion binding. The transcript is spliced from 8 exons. NCBI's taxonomy places the organism in Eukaryota, Metazoa, Chordata, Mammalia, Chiroptera, Pteropodidae.